CAGCCACCCCUGUUAUGUCAUUCGCUGCCAUGGCGGCCCCCGUUGCGCUGAUUCAAGGAGCCAGCAGAGGUCUGGGCUUUGAAUUCUGCAAACACAUUUUAAAAAACAAGAGCCUCGCUGCUGUUGUAGCGACAUGUCGGAAUCCGGACGGGGCGGCCGAGCUGUGGGGCCUGGCCGGUCAACACCCGGGCAGACUGACGGUCCUCAAGCUGGACGUGAACCGGGAGGAGGACGUCCGCGGAGCCGCCGAGCGGGUGAAGGAGAGCUUCGGUCGGCUGGAUCUGAUCGUCAACUCGUCGGCGAUGCUUCACCCCUCCGGGAAAGGAGAGACCAGCCUGAGGGAUGUUUCUGCACAGGGCACCAUUUCCACCUUAAUGACCAACACGGUGGGUCCUCUGGUGAUGGCCAAGUAUUUUGCAGCUCUCCUUCAGAAGGGCAGCGGUGGUUUCGGUCAGCAGCCUGCAGAGAAAGCAAAGCAGCACAGCGGCAUCAUCGUCAACAUCACGGCCAAAGUCGGGUCCAUCGGAGACAACGGUCUGGGUGGUUGGUACAGCUACAGAAUGUCUAAAGCAGCUCUCAACAUGGCGACCAGGAACCUGUCCAUAGAGCUGGGCCGCGGUCGACCGAAGGUUCUGUGCGUGUCCUUACAUCCAGGAACAGUCAACACCGACCUGUCCCGGCCUUAUCACAGGAACGUACCAAAAGACAAGUUAUUCAGCACCGAGCACUCUGUCAGCUGUCUGAUGGGCAUCAUAGAGUCUCUGAAUAUUGAGAAGACUGGAAAGGCGUACAACUGGGACGGGACUGAGCUUCCCUGGUAGAAUCCAUUCACGGACGAUGGAGGAGAUUAAUGCUCAAUCUGUGGGCGGUGUAGAGGCCGUGGCUUCACUCCAUCCAGUGGUUCCUGGUGGAGUCUACACAGCUGGAAACACACCUUUACUACUACCUCAAAACCAGCCACAGUGCUUAAUUCACUCCAAACAUUUGUGUUGUUCAUAGAAGCAUCGCCUAAAGGGUGGAUGUGACCUGAAGAUUUGAUGCAGAACGAGUCAUUUUGAUUGUGGAAAUAAUGUAAUAUCAUACUAACCUUGACAGUUUUUUGCAGUAUCAGUUCAGAUCACUAAGUGGCUUUUAUUAAAGGAGUAUAAAGACAUUA
Messenger RNA from Acanthochromis polyacanthus (spiny chromis), 1156 nucleotides. RefSeq lists its product as uncharacterized. The record is from RefSeq and is a predicted model, not a curated record. The coding region runs from base 15 to 821 and encodes 268 amino acids. The transcript has 4 exons. Lineage: Eukaryota; Metazoa; Chordata; Actinopteri; Pomacentridae.